GUUGUCAGUUUUCAGAUAGUCUCAUUCAAAUCUAUUUUUCCUAGGUUAAACUUAAAUGGUGCCAAAAGAAAAUAAACCGUCAAAAUAAAGUAUAGCUGAAAGAAAAUAUUUAAGCAGUUUUACUAGAUUAUAAACGUAACUUUAUUAGUCAAACAUUAGGCAUUAACGACGUCAAUAUCAAAAUUAUCAUGCAUUGCCUUAGAUCAUUGGUAUACCAGUUGGGACGACGACCGAUUAGAAAUAAAUCUAUGUUUUUCUGCUAUAAUAAAAAAAAUGUCCAAGAAUCAUCCCGGUAUUACGGAACAGAAAUUAAAAUUGAAGAUGAGUCAGACACUAUUGUCAGAGAGCUAUGUAAAGGAAAUGACAAUUUAGAGAAAAAGUUAAAAGUGCUGAUGCUUGAGGUAGAAGUUAUGCGUCAAGAUGGCCGCUGUGCACCAGACAAUAUUCAUUCAGAUCAGUGGGAGAGAUUACUGGAAAUGCCAAGUAGAAAACAAAGAACCAAUUAUCUAACAUUUUUAUGGAAAAUUGAAAAGAAAAAAGAAAAUGAAAAAUCUAGAAAAGAAGCCAGACGAAAGGAACUGGUGGAGUCACCACCCGAAUAUAUUAAAGAAUUUCCAGAUGACGUAUUAUAUGGUAUAAAACAUCAAUCAAUGUUUCUACGCAUUCGUGAUCAGAGUAUAAAUAUGUUUGACAAUUACAGGGCACUUACAGCUAUGAUCCACGGACAAUCACUUGUUAUUGACUGUUCAUAUGAAGAGCAUAUGGUUUGGAGAGAAACAGUCAAUGCUGCAAAACAGAUGACAUUUGUAUUUGGUGACAACAGAAUACACAAGGACCCUUUUAAUUUGCAUUUGUGUAAUGUUGAACAAAAAGGGGAAUUUAUGAAACAAUUACGAAAGAAUAUACCAUCACUUGAUGAGCCUUGGUUUCCAAUGAAUAUUCAUACAAAAGGCUAUUUAGAUUUAUUUCCUAAAGAUAAACUUGUGUAUUUGACACCACAUUGUAGAGAAGAACUGACUUAUUUUGAUCCUGAUGCUGUGUACAUAGUCGGAUGUAUGGUUGAUAAGAUUAAUAAUGAACCCCUAUCGUUGGCAAAAGCGAAGAGAGAUGGCCUAAAAAUGGCCAAACUGCCUCUUGAUAGGUACAUAGAAUGGGCACCUGGAUCAAAGAAAAACUUAAACAUAAAUCACAUGAUUCCAAUUUUAUUGGAUUUAAAACUCACUGGUGAUUGGGAGUUUGCACUAAAGCAUGUUCCAAGAAGGAAACUAAUGGAAACAAAAAUAUUAGCCAUGCAACAGAGAUUUUCGAAUACUUCUCUAAACAGGGAGGACUUUUUGAAAAGUUCUAAAAUUGUUCGAAGGAAUAGCUCACUUUCGAUAAUUGAGAAGAAAUUAAAAUCAAAAAAGACUCUGUAUGAUGAUGAUAAUAUAUAAAAAAAGAAUA
Messenger RNA from Pararge aegeria (speckled wood butterfly), 1443 nucleotides. RefSeq names its product mitochondrial ribonuclease P protein 1 homolog (gene rswl). Gene Ontology annotation, cellular component: mitochondrion; nucleoplasm; nucleus. The record is from RefSeq and is a predicted model, not a curated record. Gene Ontology annotation, molecular function: tRNA binding. The coding region runs from base 189 to 1433 and encodes 414 amino acids. Lineage: Eukaryota; Metazoa; Arthropoda; Insecta; Lepidoptera; Nymphalidae. Gene Ontology annotation, biological process: mitochondrial tRNA 5'-end processing; positive regulation of mitochondrial translation. The transcript has 5 exons.